Messenger RNA from Quercus robur (English oak), 3674 nucleotides. RefSeq lists its product as uncharacterized. Lineage: Eukaryota; Viridiplantae; Streptophyta; Magnoliopsida; Fagales; Fagaceae. The transcript has 13 exons. The record is from RefSeq and is a predicted model, not a curated record. The coding region runs from base 5 to 3199 and encodes 1064 amino acids.
UUACAUGUCUCAGACUUCAAUUAAGCUUUACUCUGAAAUGGGCUUUCUCAAGCUUCCAUUGCUGGUUUUACUUUUCUCGGUUUUUUCUCUUUUGAGUUUCAUAGCACUCUGUGAUGACUCAGAGCUCACUGUGAAGUUCUUGAAGACUCCCCAUGCAUUCUCAAAUCUCAACUCAACCGUAUUCAUCUUUGAAGUUCCUUUGGGUGGGAGUAGCGCUUGCACCAACUGUAACAUCAUUUGCAAGUUGGAUGAUGGCUUUGGCCGCAUUAAUGCUUCUCAAUGUGAAAAUGGGACGGUUUUGUGUGAAGGCUUGCAGGAUGGAAAUCAUAAAUUUGAGGUUUGCCCCAACGGGACUCAAGGAGUUGGCUGCAGUAGCUAUAACUGGACUGUUGAUACUGUCCCGCCAACGGCAUAUAUCUCAGCCUCAACACCUUUCACAAAUGCUUUGAAUGCCCUUAUAAAUAUAUCUUUCAGUGAACCCUGUACUGGUGGAGGUUUUGUAUGUUCGUCUGUGAAAUGCAAUCUUUUGGUCAAUGCUGCUGGCCAAGUUAUACCAAACUCGCUCAAAACUCUACAGCCAAACCUCCAAUAUUCUAUCCUUGUGGGUUUAUCAUCCACUGCUCAGUCUGGGCGAGUGAUUUUGGUAAUGGAUAAGAAUUUUUGUACUGACAGUGCAGGGAACAAAUUUGAAAGAAACAAGAAUUCUAAUUUCACUCUGCAUUUCGAUAGACGAAGUAUCAACUUUACUACUCACGUUCCCGAAAGGCAACUUCAACUUCAUGGUGAAACUAGACUGAUACGAGCAACUAAUAACUGCACUAAACUAAAGAUCUGUUUAACCUUUCCAGAGCCUAUUCUCAACACAUCUGAAGAAAUUAAAAAUUCUCUCAAAGCAGAAAUUUUAUAUUCUCUCCAAAUGAGUCAGGGCUCACUUCUUCCUCUGGUUGACACUAAAAAAUAUGAAGGGCCUAGCAGAUUUGAAUUUAAGGUUGCUGCAUGUAUAUCUGACACGGCUGUAGUCACAGUAAGCGUUGAUUCAAACUCUAUAAUAAGCAGACACAGGACUCCAGUUUCCCCAGUUGAACCAGUUACUUUCCUAUAUGAUUCUCUGAGGCCUAAUGUAACGUUGAUUACACUACCUUCCGAAUCUCCGAGGCCUUCUGUAAUGCUGAGUACACCAUCCCAUAUUUGGACAAGAGAACACAACAUCACUAUGUUGAUCAAAUUCGGGAAGCCUGUAUUUGGCUUCAACUCUUCUAAAAUAUCAAUCACAGGAGGGCAUUUACAGAGGCAAGUCAUUUCUGGUUAUCUUCGUGUUUGUAUCUAUGCAUUGAUAAAAGCAGACCAAGAUAUUGUAUCUGUCAAUGUUCCCGAAAACGUAACUGGGGAUGUUACUGGAAACAAAAAUCUGCCUUCCAAUGUUCUACAAGUAAGGCACUAUUCUGUGCCGAAAAUAACUCGUGUGAUUCUUGGGCUUGUAACUACAUCAAUUGUGGUGACAUUUAUUCCUGCUGGGCUCAUUACGGUUUCAAUAGCAAGCAUUGACUCCAUUGGGGAAUUUUCGAGUCCAUUUUCUUCUUUAUCUCGUCCUGAGAGUAAUCUUUUUAGAAUUGUAUGCCAUCUUCAGGUCUUUGCACUAUCUAGAUGGUUGGCAGUGAGACUGCCAGUGGAGUAUUAUGAAUUUGCAAGGGGUUUACAAUGGAGCAUUCCCUACUUUAGUCUUCCGUGGGAAUCUGGGCACAUUCCCUACACUGUCAAGACAAACUCGAGUCUCCCUGACAACACACAUUCCUACAUGUCUAAAAUUCCUUAUUCAGGAAUCUUUACGGGUGAGCAGAUGAAACCAAAGAGUUUUAAUAGGGCCGGGUUACCGCUGGCUGCAAUGGCAUAUGAUUUAUUCAUUGAGAGACUAGACGCUGAAUAUGCUUUUAAUCCACAUAUUCUAAAUGGGUGGAGGGAUUUUUAUAGAAGCACGUUCUGGUUAGCUAUAAUUGGUGGCAGUUUCAUACAGCUGCAUGCUUUACUCCUUGUCCUCCUAAAAUUGAGGAAGCGAAAUUCUGAAAUGCAGAGGGGUUAUGGAGUACUCACAUUCCCAAGAUUUGAAAUAUUCCUUGUAAAUCUUGGGCUACCUUGUAUUUGUGAGGCCUCUGCCUCUCUAAUUAGAGGAGGAACGGCAUUGGGGAUUGUUGUUGGCGGUCUGCUUCUGGGUGCUGUGUCUUUUCUACUCCUGGCCUUCCUCUUGUUCCUCUCUAGAGGUAUUACAUUUGAAAAGCUACUUCAAUACAAGGAAGUUCAUCAAGAGAGCCGGGGUUUUCACUGGUAUCAAGAAAUAGUCCGAGUAUUUUUGGUUUCCGGUAGGAGAGGCCAGUGGACAUGGAAAAACCAGCAGAAUUCUAAUUACUUAACCAUCUUAGGGCCUCUAUUUGAAGAUUUUAGAGGCCCUCAAAUAUCCAAUCUCUCACAAAUUUCUGGGGGCAGAUCCCAUACACAAGGUGCAGAUCACGAAACUGAAGAUGAAGCACCUUUUAUCCAAAAGCUGUGUGGAAAACUCAGAAUAUACUACACAUUGCUUGAGUCCGUGAGACGUGUUUUGCUAGGGGUUAUGGCUGGUGCCUCUAUGGAGAACUCGUCUCCUCAGAUUCCCUCCAUAAUCUUCUUAUGCAUCACUUGUUUUCAGCUCUUCUUCCUUGUUCUCGAGAAGCCAUUUAUUAAGAAAAACAUUCAGCGGAUUGAGUUCAUGUCAAUUUUCAGUGAAGCAUGUAUAUCUGUUAUUUGUUUUGUUCUCUCAGAGACAAAAGAAUUGAAAGCCAAGAAAGCGACUAUAGUUGGAUGGCUCAUGAUUGCAGUUUUCCUAGUGGGAUUUUUACCACGGAUAAUAUAUGAAUUGUGUGCUUUGUAUAAACAGAUAAAGCUGCUGGACACUGCUGAGAACCGUUUCCUAACCGGUUUGAAUAUAGUUUCAUUUGGAUUAGCUCUGCUUUUCAUCUCAGAGGAGUUUUUAUUAAGCAGAUGGUUCCCCCAUUUAAAGGAUAAUAUUGCAGACUCCAACUCUCAACCAACCUCUGCUGCAGAAAAAGAUACCGCUACCCCACGUUUAACUGACAAUAUUGUAGACUCCAACUCUCAACCAACCUCUGUUGUAGAAAAAGAUACGGCUACCUCUACCUCUGAUCAAAUCAAAUCCCUACGUCAGGAUUGAACUCAAAUUCAUAUCGUGGAUAAAGAUAACUUCAGAUUAUGUAAAUCUCUUGUUAUACUGGGCUUUUAUCAACUGAUUGUAUAGAAAGAGCUCUCAAGAUAGUUUAGAGAGAGCAAAUAGUUUUCUGCAAAAUAAUCUGAACCAUACAUAAGUUAAUGGGGAUGAAGAGACUAGUCCUUCAGCUGAAAGUAACAUAGGAACUCUGGGAGUAGGAACAAUAACAAGAACUCUUGAAGUAGGAACUCGGGAACAAUGGUUCCAGAAAAAUCAUGGUUACACCAACACCACUCUUUGAUUUAUUAGGUGUUAUCUUUAGUUGCUUGGUUGUUAUUUGUUAGGAGGAUAGACUUGUACCCUUUUAUCCUUGGCAUUGUUUUAGCUUAUCAUUUAUUUUAGUUCAACUCAACUUUAUCUCAUUGUUGAGUUAGGUUUUCAAGCAUGUAAAGCAUCUGUAAAAACCUAUGAACAAUAAUAA